Prionailurus viverrinus (fishing cat) is the source of this 2981-nucleotide messenger RNA. RefSeq names its product tuftelin 1 (gene TUFT1). The coding region runs from base 80 to 1264 and encodes 394 amino acids. Gene Ontology annotation, biological process: intracellular signal transduction. Gene Ontology annotation, cellular component: I band; intracellular anatomical structure. NCBI's taxonomy places the organism in Eukaryota, Metazoa, Chordata, Mammalia, Carnivora, Felidae. The record is from RefSeq and is a predicted model, not a curated record. The transcript has 13 exons.
UCCGCGCGCGCCUGCCUAGUAGGAGCCGGACCGCGGGGCGGGGGGUGGGUGUCCGCGCUGCUACCGCCGAGGGAGUAAGAUGAACGGGACGCGGAACUGGUGUACCCUGGUGGACGUGCACCCAGAGGGGCAGACCGCGGGGAGCGUGGACAUUCUAAGGCUGACUCUACAGAGUGAACUGACAGGAGAUGAACUUGAACACAUAGCCGAGAAGGCGGGUAGGAGGACUUUUGCCAUGGUGUCUGGCCGCUCAACCAGCCGUUCGUUGGCCUCAGAACUGGUGAAGUCCAAUGAUGGACACGAGGAGAUCAUUAAGGUGUACCUGAAGGGGAGGGCUGGAGAUAAGAUGAUCCACGAGAAAAACAUCAACCAGCUGAAGAGUGAGGUGCAGUAUAUCCAGGAGGCCCGGAACUGCCUACAGAAGCUGCGGGAGGACAUAAGUAGCAAGCUUGACAGAGAUCCAGGAGACUCUCUCCAAGGACAGGAGAUACAGGUGGUACUGGAAAAGCCAAACGGAUUAAAUCCAAGCCCCACAACACUGUAUAGCAGCCCACCUGAGGUAAGUAAGGCAGACACCUAUAUAAAUGAAGAUGUCGAGAGCCUGAGGAAGACUGUGCGGGACCUGCUUGUCAAGCUGCAGGAGGCCGAGCGGCAGCACCAGUCAGACCGUGUGGCUUUUGAGGUCACACUCAGCCAGUGCCAGAGAGAAGCAGAACAGAGUCGAGUGGCCCUUCAGAGAGCAGAGGACAGAGUGCAGCAGAAGGAGGCAGAGGUUGGAGAGCUCCAGAAGCGCUUGCUGGGCGUGCAGGAGGAGCAUCAGGCCUUACUGGUGAAGGUUAGGGAGGGGGAGACGGCCUUGGAGGAACUGCAGAUCAAGAACACUGACUGCCAAACAGAACGAGAAAAGGCGGCUAACCUGGAAAAGGAAGUGGCCGGCUUGCGGGAGAAGAUCCACCACUUAGAUGAUAUGCUCAAGAGCCAGCAGCGGAAAGUCCGGCAGAUGAUAGAGCAGCUCCAGAAUUCAAAAGCUGUGGUCCAGUCAAAGGACAGCACCAUCCAGGAGCUCAAGGAGAAAAUCGCCUACCUGGAAGCAGAGAAUUUAGAGAUGCAUGACCGGAUGGAACACCUGAUAGAAAAACAGGUCAGUCAUGGCAACUUCAGCACCCAGACCUGGGCCAAGACGGAGAGCCUGGGCAGCAUGAGGAUAUCCAAGCCCCCCAGCCCUAAUAAGCCCAUGCCUCUUAUCCGAGUGGUGGAAACAUGAGUGGAAGGAGCCAGAUGCCGCUGUUGCUGCUGCCUCUUGCCUGCGGAGAAGCCCACCACCCCUGUAGGCCGUUAGCCCCAACUUUGACUUCCUGACUGAUCCCUGGCUGCACUCGAGGCUUGGGGUUCAUGUGUCCCACUGUUUCUAAACUCCUGACUCCUGGAUGCUGGGUGGACAGAGGACGAGCACCUCCUGGGGACACUGCAGCCCUUUGGAGGAUGCUCUCCUGCCGGCAAGGGCCAGGGCAGUAUCCUUAUCCCUGUAGUAUUAUUUCUCUGUAGCAGAACCUCCCUUCUCUUGUAGACUGGAGUUCAGCUGCCCCAGAGUCAGGGGAGGUGACAAGAUUUGCCUCAGCCCUACAAGCUGGAGGCACAGAUGUCCACAGCGAUUGGAGGGUGUCCUGGGGGAAUGAAGUUCCCUCUGCAAACACAGAUCCAUUCUUAGCAACACAUUGUUUGUUUUUCUACUUGUUCCACUGCUGACCCGGGCCUCCUACAGAUAGACACAGGUGACCUGUCAAGGCCUGGGCAGAGUCAGUGAGCCUCAGCUUUGGCCAGCCUUGUCUUCCUGGGAGAAGGAAAUGUACAUUCCGGGAGUAACUUUUAGUGUAAAGAUUCUGUAGGGCCACAGAUAGUUGCAAGUGACUUCUGUCUGCUGGGAAGGUUCCCAGCAUGUCUUAGGGUUUUCCCCUAAGACGCAGUGCCAGGUAGACCUCGGUCUUCUUGACUCAGGAGCCUAAAAACUGUUUUCACUGGGUUACAUCAAUCUCAGCGAAACUCUUGUUGUAUUUAUUUUGCUAAGUUAUUGGUGUUUUUCCUUUACAUCUCACAAUUGAUUUAAUACCAGAGUUUUACAGCCUUCUCUUGCGGUGUUUGGAUUUGUUCCACGCUGGGGAAAAAAUGUGUUCCCGCUGGACUUGUUAAUUUCAGAAUUAAAUCUUUUCCUCUUUUUCUUCUACCUGCUUCUUUCCCUUCUUCCUGGAAACAUGAUUUGAACCUCAGAAAGGCAAGCAAAUUUGCCCUGAGGCGUUGGAGUCUUAGUGUAUGCCGUUUGGGAGAAAGGGUGAUCCGAACUCUUUGGGGAAGGGAUUAAAUUCUUCCCCUAAACCCUCUGCACCCUCUGCUCCACAAUUGGUCGGUUUUCCUGGCUCUGAAUGACCCUGACCCUCACCAAAUUUUAAGGCUCUUCCUGCAGCCUCAAGAAGGAGAUAAGUAUCAGGAUGUGGUACUAUAGGGCACAGAAACAUUAAAGAUAAACAUGGAUCGGGGCGCCUGGGUGGCGCAGUCGGUUAAGCGUCCGACUUCAGCCAGGUCACGAUCUCGCGGUCCGUGAGUUCGAGCCCCGCGUCAGGCUCUGGGCUGAUGGCUCGGAGCCUGGAGCCUGUUUCCGAUUCUGUGUCUCCCUCUCUCUCUGCCCCUCCCCUGUUCAUGCUCUGUCUCUCUCUGUCCCAAAAAUAAAUAAACGUUGAAAAAAACAUGGAUCAAGUCUUGGGGUUCUAGCUGGCUCAAAGCCAGAAGGCUGAACUUGUGUGUGUUUCUGUGUAUCAGGACUGGGCUGGUGUACCAGCGCUGUCCAGGUGUUAUGCGUUCACUUUCCUCAUUUGUAAAACCAGGGGGGCUCAGAUCAGAUGGACUCCAAGGGCCCUUCCAGUUCUGAUGUUUUUUUCCCUGUGGCAUAUUCUUUGUAUGGCGAAUUGAAUAAAAUAUGUUAAUGUGUC